AAUCAUUCUCAAUGAUUCUAGAAAAUACAGUAUGAAAGGACUUGGUCUAAUUGCGUUUACAAGCUUUUAAGUCCAAAGUCUUUAAGAAUUCCUUUUAUUUUCUAACCCCUCUUGCAAAAUUUGAAUGUUGUUUUGGCUUUAUGAUAUUUUUCUAAUGUCAUUUGUUCAACGAGUAAUUGUCAAAUUCUCACUGUUCCUCCCACUCGCCUUCCCUCCUUCGUCUUAUAAAAUAAACACACGGAGUUUACUCAGCUAUUCCACCACAAGUUGAACUCUCCUUCGUUUCAAUUCAACUCCUUAUACUUCUAUCAACAUGGGUGAAGCCAAGAAAGUAGUUGUGAAGGUGGGUGUACACGAUGAUAAACAGAAAAGGAAGGCUUUGAAGGCAGUUUCAAGUCUUUCAGGGAUCGAGUCCUUAGCUAUGGACAUGAAAGACAAGAAAUUGACGGUGAUCGGUGAUGUUGAUCCGGUUUGUAUCGUCGGAAAACUUAAAAAACAUUGGCACACAGAGAUAGUGACCGUUGGACCAGCCAAAGAAGAAAAGAAGAAAGAGGGCGAUGAUAAGAAAGACGGCGAUAAGAAAGACGGGGAUAAGAAAGACGACGAUAAAGAUAAGAAGAAGAAGGAGGAGGAGGAGGCUAUUAAAAAAUGGGUGGAAGCUUAUAGGGCCUAUAAUCCUUGCAUGACACAGCACUACUGUGUCCAGAGUGUAGAGGAGUAUCCCAAUAGUUGUGUUAUUUGCUGAGUUUUCGAAACUGUAAAAGAAAACAAGGAUAUACAUGUAUAUCACUAUAAGUUAUUUUUCAUCUCAUAUCACAAUAUCACAAAAUAACAAUGCCAACCGCCAAAUAC
Molecule: messenger RNA, 852 nt
Organism: Lactuca saligna
Lineage: Eukaryota; Viridiplantae; Streptophyta; Magnoliopsida; Asterales; Asteraceae
Source: the annotation of a GenBank genome assembly